AUGUCUGCCAAGUUUCUGCUGAUCCUCGCCAUCGCCGCCACGGCCGCGGCCGCGCCCCAGCACGGCAAUGGCUACGGCCAUCAGCAGGACUACCACGAGAAGCGGCCGUACGCCUACGACUACGCCGUGCACGACCCGCACUACGGCGCCCAGUUCUCCAAGACGGAGCAUAGCAACGGCAACAACGUGGAGGGCCAGUACAGCGUCUUUAUGCUGAUCCUCGCCAUCGCCACCACGGCCGCGGCCGCGCCCCAGCACGGCAAUGGCUACGGCCAUCAGCAGGACUACCACGAGAAGCGGCCGUACGCCUACGACUACGCCGUGCACGACUCGCACUACGGCGCCCAGUUCUCCAAGACGGAGCAUAGCAACGACGACAACGUGGAGGGCCAGUACAGCGUCGUGCUGCCCGACGGCCGCACUCAGCAUGUCAAGUACUACGCCGACCACUACGGCGGCUACAAUGCCGGCAGCCACCACCUGCAGGUCGAGCUGGCCGACUGCAAGGCUCGCCUGCGCAAGGUCAAGCAGGAGCUGUGA
Molecule: messenger RNA, 540 nt
Organism: Pollicipes pollicipes
Lineage: Eukaryota; Metazoa; Arthropoda; Thecostraca; Pollicipedomorpha; Pollicipedidae
Exons: 6
Coding region: 1-540 (179 amino acids)
Cellular component (GO): extracellular matrix
Source: RefSeq, a predicted model, not a curated record